Molecule: messenger RNA, 726 nt
Organism: Stereum hirsutum FP-91666 SS1
Lineage: Eukaryota; Fungi; Basidiomycota; Agaricomycetes; Russulales; Stereaceae
Exons: 3
Coding region: 1-726 (241 amino acids)
Source: RefSeq, a predicted model, not a curated record
AUGUCUCUGACCUUGCGCUACCCUCCAAACUUCGCACCCCAUCGACCAGACACACUCUGUCUUCCUCGCUGUUAUGACGACGAGGACCACACUGAAGAACUGGCUCUUCAGAUGGAUUCCUUGAUUCCGACUCAGAAUCAGGCUUCUGUACGCGUUUUUGCUGGCCGUCUAACCUCCAUGGCGGCUGGCCCACAGAGUUGCUCAUACAUUCCAGUAGUUUGCAAACUCAGUUACACUUCUAAAGGAAUGGGUAGCCUUGCAUGGGAAGCCCUGAUGUACCAUAAUCUGCACGAUCUGCAGGGAACUGUCGUUCCUCGCUCAUAUGGUUUCUUUGAGGAACAAGGCCACGCUGCCUGUCUCGUUCUUGCGUACGCAGGCCAGCCAUUGAAUACUCGUUUCGAGGAUCUGAACAACGAGCUCAAGGAACAGAUUAUGGAUGCAUUCAACCAGAUACAUGAAUGUUGCGUCGAGCACAACGAAGUCGUCGAGAAGAACGUACUUGUGAAUGAUCAAGGUCAUGUCUCCGUGAUAGGUUUCGCGAUGGCUAUGGGGACGGCCUGUCAGCGACACCUUCUGAUACCUCCCGUGGGUGGUCUCGGACCAGACGAGACAGAGUUCGGAUGCGAGGAACUACACCGUCGUCUGUUCGAAAACACACUCAUGGGCCAAUUUCAUGACCAGCAAUCGUUGAUGUCUAUGGACGUCCCUGUCCAGUCUCAGGAUUGA